AUGGUUAAAAUUAAUCAAUCAAUCUCUAUUUAUAUAUUCAUACUUUUAAAUUUAUCUUGUUUGUUGUUUGUAGCUGUUGCAACUACUACUCCUGUUCAUUUAAACAGUGAGUUUGAAAAUAUAAACAUCAACAAUAAUAAUAAUAAUAAUAAUAAUGAUAAUAAUAAUUUCUACUAUACCUAUGAUAACUAUGUAACAACACAAUAUAAAUCAAAUACACAUCCAUUAAAAUUAAAAUCAAAUAGUGAUCGAUCAUCAUCUUCAUCAUCUUCAUCAAAAAAAGAUAAACCUACAACUGGUAGUAGUAGUGAUGACGAUGAUGUAGCAAUAUUUAAAAUCGUUCAAAUUACAGACACUCAUUUUGGAGAAGGUGAGGGAACAGAUUGGGGUCCCGAACAAGAUGCAAACAGCACUCGUGUCAUGGAGACGAUCUUGGCGUUGGAGCAACCAGACUUGGUCGUGUUUACGGGUGAUCUGAUCACUGGAAACAAUAUCAUCAACAAUAGUACAGACUAUUGGAAGAUGGCGGUUGGCGUAGCCAUGAAAAUGGGUAUCCCAUGGGCAACCGUAUUUGGUAACCACGAUGAUUUGGCGUCGGGUGUCAAUGGAACCAAGUUUGAUCUCUUAGAGUACGACAUUUCACUUGGAAGUUACAGUCAAUUCGGUCCAAACAAUAUUCCAGGUGUCAGUAACUACUACAUUCCAAUCUAUGAUAAAUGGACAAACGAUAUUGAAGUUGUAUUAUGGAUGUUUGAUUCUGGUGAUGGUGAAUGUCCACGUUUUCCAAAGGAAGAAAAAGAAAAAGAAAAGAAACCAAAUCAAAAUCAACAAGAAAAAGAAAAGGUUGAAUGGAUGGAUCCAUCAAGAAUAACAUCAUCUUCAUCAUCUGAUAAUGUACCAUACUUGUGUAAUUUUUAUAUUACUGGUAAUCAAGUACUGUGGUAUUACCAAACGGCAAAGGAGUUGUAUGCAGGUGCUGACAAUUUGCCAUUGGCAUUUGCCUAUUUCCACGUACCAAUUAGACAAUACAUGUGGGUAUGGAAUCAACAAACUUGCUAUGGUAGUAACAAUGAUUCUGUCGCUUGUCAGGCUGUCGAUGGUGGACUAUACUAUGCAUUUGAAUCAAUUGGUGAUGUAAAGAUGGUAUCGGUAGGUCACAACCACGGUAACGACUAUUGUGGUCUGUUUGGAUCGGUCGAGUUGUGCUAUGGUCGUCACAGUGGUUAUGGAGGAUAUGGAACUUGGGAACGUGGAGCUCGUGUCAUUCAAGUGACAAAACAAAAAGGUGGUCCCAUCUCUUAUGACACUUGGUUGACAUUUGAAACUGGUGAACGUCUCUACCAUCAACCUCCUCAUCAUCCAGACCCAUCUCAUCCUCAACAAUCUUGUACUUCUUAA
Messenger RNA from Cavenderia fasciculata, 1398 nucleotides. Its product is annotated as metallophosphoesterase domain-containing protein. Gene Ontology annotation, cellular component: cytoplasm. The transcript has a single exon. The record is from RefSeq and is a predicted model, not a curated record. The coding region runs from base 1 to 1398 and encodes 465 amino acids. Lineage: Eukaryota; Evosea; Eumycetozoa; Acytosteliales; Cavenderiaceae. Gene Ontology annotation, molecular function: hydrolase activity, acting on ester bonds.